This is a messenger RNA of Candoia aspera, 9910 nucleotides long. It is a transcript of the gene MEGF8, whose product is annotated as multiple EGF like domains 8. The coding region runs from base 38 to 8257 and encodes 2739 amino acids. Lineage: Eukaryota; Metazoa; Chordata; Lepidosauria; Squamata; Candoiidae. Gene Ontology annotation, molecular function: protein binding; calcium ion binding. The transcript is spliced from 42 exons. The record is from RefSeq and is a predicted model, not a curated record.
GCAUCCUUUUUGAUUACAGGGAGAUCCAAAAGCCAUCAUGGGCCUCCUAAAGGCCAGUUGCUUAAAGCUGUUGGUUCUGCUGCCCCUCACCCUGUGUGGGAUUCAUCAAGCCUAUGCUGGGGACUGUAAGGGACGCCGUGAGGUGCUACGCAGCGCUUCUGGCUAUGUGACUGAUGGACCUGGCAAUUACUCGGUCAACGGCAACUGUGAAUGGCUGGUGGAGGCUCCCAGCAGCAGCUACCGCAUCCUCUUGACCUUCAUGUUCAUGGAUACGGAAUGCACCUAUGACUAUCUCUUCAUUUAUGAUGGAGAUUCUCCCAGCAGCCCUUUGCUGGCCAGCCUCAGUGGCAGCACUUUGCCCCCCACUAUUGAGGCCACCUCUGGCAAGAUGCUGUUACAUCUCUUCAGUGAUGCCAACUACAACCUGCUGGGCUUCAAUGCUACUUACACUGUCUCGCUAUGUCCAAUGGGCUGCUCAGGACAUGGGAUUUGUGAUAACGAUGGGCAUUGUGCCUGCUUCCAAGGCUGGGGUGGCAAGGACUGCUCAAUGCCUGACUGCACCACUUAUUGCCAGAAUCAUGGCACUUGUCACCAGGAGUCGCAGCAUUGCCAGUGUGAACCUGGAUUUGUGGGCCAGGCCUGUGACUUAGCCUUGAGUGACAACCAGGGAGCGGGGAAAUGGUACAACGUGAGCAUCCGAGAUCCCAGUUUCUGGCCCCGUACAGCAGCUGCUGGUGCUUUCCUACCCUCCACUGGAGGACUGUACAUCUUUGGAGGCUUGGAUCUAAACACUGCUUUGGGGGACCUUGUCUUCUAUAACUUCACCACCAACACUUGGCAUCAGAGAGUGCUUAGCCCCUCCCCAACUGCGCGUCACUCCCACACAGCCAUGGCCUGGGAAGGCUCCUUGGUUCUUUUUGGCGGAGAGUUGGCCACUGGAUUUCUGGCGAAUGAUGUCUGGAUGUAUCUGCCGCGGGAGGGGUGUUGGCAGGAGCUGGUGCCCCUUAACACCACAAGGUUUCCUCCACCUCCUGGGUUGGCUGGCCAUGCAUCUGCGGUGGUAGAUGAAUGGCUGUAUGUAUUUGGAGGGCGCACCGAGGUAGAUGUCUUCUCCUCCCGCAUGUACCGCUUCCAUCUGAGACAGUGGACCUGGGAGCUGGUGAUUCCUUCAGGGGGGAAAGCUCCAGCAGCAGCAGGCCAUUCCAUGGUCUUCCAUCCAGCCUCCCGUGCUCUCUUGGUUUAUGGUGGGCACCGGCCCUCCACUGCUCGAUUCAGCGUUCGAGUGAAUACGACCGACCUCUUCCAUGUGGACCUGCGCUACUGGACUACGUUGCGCGCCAAAGAUUCACACCGGGGGCCUCGAGAAAGGGCGUUCCACUCUGCCACAGUCAUUGGCAAUUACAUGGUUGUUUAUGGGGGCAACGUUCACAUCCAUUACCACGAAGAGAAAUGUUACGAGGACGAAAUAUUUUUCUACCACUUGGGUUGCCACCAGUGGGUCUCUAGUCACGAACUGGCACCCCUAAUCACUCAAGAGCACGAGUCAAAGACUUCAACCCAGGCACGUGGCCGAUAUUCCCACGUGGCCACUGUGAUGAAUGGAAAUGUGCUCCUUGUGGCAGGAGGCUAUAGCGGGGUGCCACGAGGCGACCUGCUGGCUUACAAAGUGCCCACGUUCGUCUUUCAGGUGCCGUCUCAGAUGUACCAUCUGGACUACUGCUCCAUUUACACAGAAAAAAGCACCUGUGCCAAGGACCCAGAAUGUGCCUGGUGUUCCCGAGGUUGCCAGAGCACUCAGCCCCACAACCUUUGCCCCAACACUGGCUGUCUGGGCCUGGCCCGCCUCUUAGUGGACUGCCAAUCAUGCCUGGCCUUUGGUGGCACCGAUGCUUCUCUACCCCGGGCUUCGGGACCCUUUGGCUGGUGUGUGCAAAAUGAGACCUGCAUGCCCCUCUCAGAACAGGGCAGGUGCCAAGUAGGGAAGAUUUCAGGAACUUAUGGCUGGUGGGGGCCACAGUCCUCCUUUAUCACCUCCUUGGGCCAAUGCCAGCGCGAAGAUUUCUUGCCCGGCCUUCAUCUCAUUACCUACCACCAGCCACGCAAUGACUCCCAGCCAGACAAGGUCUCCAUUGUCCGAAGCACCACUGUCACCCUUAAUCCCAGCACGGAGAUGGAUGUCUCGCUGGUCUACAAGGGAUUCAUUCACCCCCUGGUGAGCAGUUCUGGACCUGCUGAAGACAUCUCCAUUUGGGCACGCAUCCAGCGUCUCUUUGUAGUUGCUAAAUUAGCCCGAGUUCCUGGUGCAUCAGAGCUGGAGGAGGUGGGUAGUUGGGCAGUGCAUCAAGAAAAAGAAAAACGGUUACUCCAGCGUCCCGGGGCUGAACGCCUCUUUCCCAGCACCGAGAGAGGAAAUAAGUAUGCGGUGCUGGUUGAAGGCCACCUCAAUAACUCUGGCAAUGGACAAACCAGCGAAUUGACCCUCACGUGGGAUCGUACAGGAGUGCCAGGAGGCAGUGAAAUCUCCUAUUUUUUUCUGGAGCCCUAUCGAUCCGAGCUUUGUGCCACUUACCAUUCGUGUCUGGCUUGCCUGGCUGAUCAGGGCUGUGGGUGGUGCCCACUCAGCUCCUCCUGCCAUCGACGACUGGCCCAUCAGGAUGACACGGGGGGCUGCGGUGCUAGCAGUGUGCGCCUUAUCCUGGUCCCUGGCAACUGCAUCUUGUGCGAAGACUAUCGUGACUGCCACACAUGCAGUAAGGAUCCGUUCUGUGAGUGGCAAGUGAACAGCAGCAAAAAGGGAGAUUUCCUCUGCAGUCGCCGAGGCCGCCUUCCCAGCGCCAUCCGCUCUCCCAAGGAAUGCCCCACACUCUGCAAUCAGCGUACCACGUGCUCUGAGUGCCUCUCCAAUUCCAGCCAGUGUGCGUGGUGCCAGUCCACACAGAGCUGCUUCUUCUUUGCUGCCUACCUGGCUAAAUACCCCUAUGGGGAUUGCCGUGGGUGGUAUGACAGCGUUCACUCGGUGCCACAAUGCCUGGACUGCACGCGGUUCAACACCUGUCGUGAAUGUUUGCAAAACUUUGAAUGUGGCUGGUGUGGAAACUCAGACAACCCUACCUUGGGCAGGUGCCUUCCAGGGGACUUCUCAGGGCUCAGCCCCUUCUGGAACUGCUCAGUGGCUCUCUGGGAGUCCCACGGGCUGCCUCCCACCCACCCUGUGCAGUGGUCGUACGGGCAGUGUCCAGAUGUGGACGAAUGCCGCCUGGGCUUGGCCAACUGCCAUUCCUUUGCCAGGUGCAAGAACACGCCGGACUCCUUUCAGUGUCACUGCAACCGAGGUUAUGCAGGUGACGGGGUGGCUUUCUGCAACCAAACGUGCUAUGAUGAGUGUGCCCACGGAGAAUGCAGCGGGGCCCCCAACUUCACCUGCUUGUGUGACUUAGGCUGGACCACCGAGCUCGUCACAGGGGCUACCCCUCCACCCAGUGGGGUACAGUGCAACUUGGAUUGUGGGUGCCACUUCCACAGCAGCUGCAACACCAAGGGGCCUGGUUUUUGUGAUGAGUGCCAGAACUGGACUUACGGCGAACGCUGCCACCUUUGCCGGCCAGGCAGCUACGGGAACGCCACCACCCAAAGUGGCUGCCGCGCCUGUGCCUGCAAUGAGCACGGCCUGGAGGAGAUGGGCUAUUGCCACAGUUCCACGGGAGCCUGUUACUGCACCCCACCCACCGAAGGGCUGCACUGUGAGCGCUGUGCUCCCGGCUACUCUGGGGACCCCAGAAAUGGUGGCAUUUGCUAUCAGGAGUGUGCGGGGCGCACCUUGCUCCUCAACCUCUCUUCCUCUUCCUCCCUGAGCUCUCAGCGGGCUGGGGGGGCCCUCCCUAAUGGGCUCUCAUACUGCGUCUGGGUGUUGUCAACCGGUACUGACAUCCACCCCUGCCGGCCAGAGCAAAGCUGCCCAACAAUCACACUCACUAUUCAGCCAGACAGCCUUUGUAUGCAUAACUAUAUCUAUGUCUUUGAUGGAGUGCCUGACUUCCUGGACACGGGCCUGAUCCAGCUGGAUCGGACUCUAAUUGGGGCUUUCUGCGGCCAGGGCCGUCCCCAUCCUGUUACCGUUGAAGCAAUAUCAGGCCUCCUGGUCAUCUACUAUGAAGCCAACUCUAGUGAGGCUUCAGGCUUCAAUGCAACCUACACGGUGCACCGAUGCCGGCCCAGCUGCCACAUCCACCAGGAGUGCCAGGAGGGGCGCUGCGUCUGCAAGAAUGGCUACACAGGGCCCAGCUGCAAGUUCCAGGUCUGCCCAGGCAACUGUAGUGCUCACGCUGGGCAAGGAGUGUGCAACAGGAGACUGGGUCUGUGUGUCUGCAGUGAUGGCUUUGCUGGGGCUGAUUGCUCCAUCCCACUGGAUGCUGACAAGAUCAUUUGGGAAACUUUGAUUGACACCCGGUUGACCGCUGAUACAGCCAGCCGCUUCCUUCACCGUCUAGGCCACACCAUGGUGGAGGGUCCGGACACCACGCUGUGGAUGUUUGGAGGCAUGUCACUGCGAGAAGGAAUGCUAGGGAACGUGUACAGGUACUCCAUUGCUGAGCGCCGCUGGACUCAGAUGCUGGCAGGAACGGAGGACCGAGGGCCAGGGCCCAAUCCCCGGUACUUCCAUGCGGCUGCCUACAUAUCCUCAGGCAAGGCCAUGUACGUCCUUGGUGGGCUGACUGCAGAUGGAGUGGCCAGUGAUUUCUGGCUGCUCAACCUCACCACUUUGCAGUGGAGGCUUAUGCAGGACCCUCUGAUCCCAGCUGUAGCUGGCCACUCGCUCACGGCGCGGCGCGGCUCCUCCUUGCUCCUUAUUGGUGGCUACUCUCCUGAGAACGGCUUCAAUAAGAAAUUGCUGGAAUAUAACGUGGCAUCAGAGAGCUGGCAUGCCGGGAACCAGGCUGGGACACCCCCGACAGGUCUGUAUGGUCACUCAGCUGUGUACCAUGAGGGCACAGAUGCCAUCUAUGUCUUCGGUGGCCACCGCUUCCAUGUGGAGAUGGUUUCAGCUUCUCCUGAACUCUACAGCCUUUACUAUCCCAACUUGACCUGGAGCUUACUGGCCCCAUCUCAGGGACCCAAGCCUCUGGCUCAUUUCUUCCACGUGGCAGCCGUGCUGAAGGACACCAUGGUAGUAAUAGGAGGGCGCACAGAACGGGAGAAUUUCACCAACCACAUUUUCUUCUAUCAGCUUAAUUGCAAUACUUGGAUCCUGCCCAACAGCACAGCCGGUGCCGUGGUGGGGGAGCCCAUCACAGAGUCCAUUGCCCACGCCAUGGCUUCUGUGGGAGGCCACCUCUACCUCUCAGGGGGCUUCGGUGGGGUGGCCCUGGGGCGCAUGCUGGCCCUCUCGGUGCCUCUCGACCCUUGCCUUAUCUUCUCCAGCCCAGAAGCUUGCAACGGCUCGAAUGCCAGCUGUAUCUGGUGCCAUGCCAGCUGUCUCUCUGCUGAUGCGGCUGAAAGACAAAGCUGUUCCUUUGGUGGGACCUCCUGCUUCCCCACCCCAAGAUCUGCAGAUGAGUGUCGUCGGCUCAGAACUUGUAGCGAGUGCCUUGCCCAGCAUCCUCGCUCCAUGGCCCACAGCCUGGGUAUUCCUUCUUUACCGCAGUGUAAAUGGUGCACCAACUGCCCUGAGGGCGCGUGCAUUGGCAGCACUGGCAGCUGCACUUUGGAGAACGACUGCCGCAUCAAUCAGCGCGAGAUCUUCGUGGCCAGCAACUGCUCAGAGAUUUCGUGUGAGGCCUCCGACUGUGCCAAGUGCACGGCAUCCGGGAAGUGCAUGUGGACAAGGCAGUUCAAGCGCACUGGGGAGACCCGCCGCAUCCUCAGUGUGCAGCCCACCUACGACUGGACCUGCUUCAGCCACUCGCUCCUCAACGUCUCCCCGAUGCCCGUGGAGUCCUCGCCCCCCCUGGCCUGCCCCACGCCCUGCCACAACCACAGCACGUGCGGGGACUGCCUCAGUUCCAAGGGGGCUGAUGGGGGCUGGCAGCAGUGUGUCUGGAGCGUCAGCUUGCAGCAGUGUAUGAGCCCAACUUACUUGCCCAUGCGCUGCGCAGCUGGGAUGUGCGGCCGGGUGCUGAGCGGGUCGGAGAGCUGCACCCCAUCCUGCUCCCGUUUCCAGCAGUGCGCCCUUUGCAUCCAGCAGCCUCGGUGUGGCUGGUGCAGCUUCCGGGGAGAGAAUGGCAAAGGGCGUUGUCUGGAGGGGGGGCGGAGCGGUCCUCGCCACGGACUGGUGGAGUUGUGUGGCCUGAAAGCAGACUGGGCGUUCAUGUCGUGCCCGCCAGAAAAUGAAUGCCUGAACGGGCACCACGACUGCAACGAGACGCAAAACUGCAGUGACCUGCCCCAGAGCUACAAGUGCACCUGCAAGAACGGCUACACUCUGGACAACGUUACAGGGCUGUGCAAGCCGGUGUGCGAGCAAGGCUGUGUGAACGGGACCUGUGUGGAGCCCAAUGCAUGCCAGUGCCAUUUUGGCUACGUGGGUCAGAACUGCUCGGUGGAAUGCCAGUGCAACAAACACAGCAACUGUCGGGGCGUGGGGGCCCAAGACCAGUGCCUGCAGUGUUUCAACAACACCAUGGGACAACACUGCGAAAAAUGUCAGCCGCUCUUUGUUGGCUCAGCCCUAAACGGAGGCUCCUGCCGGCCCUGCCACGUUUUCUGCCGGGGAAACAGCAACAUGUGCAUCACGCAGGAAGAAUACAAGCGAGCCCAGCAGGAUCCGGUCCGGUUUCCCCUGGAGCCCGCCUUGAUCCCCACGUGGGUAGCGGAAGGGCCCGCCGAGGAUGCGGCUGUGUGCGUGAACUGCCAGAACAACAGCUUUGGGGACAAGUGUGAGAGCUGCCUCCACGGCUACUUCCUGCUGGAGGGGAAAUGCACCAAGUGCCAGUGUAACGGCCACGCCGACUAUUGCCAUGAACUGGAUGGGACAGGAUGCCCUUGCCAGAACAACACAGAGACAGGAGGCUGCCAGAACAGCGCCCAAGCUGACAAAAAGGACUGCUACAAGCAACAGUGCGCCAAGUGCCGUGAGUUCUUCCACGGGAAUCCAGUGGGGGGCCACCAGUGCUAUCGGCUGAUCAUCGUCGAUCAGGAGAGCUGCUUCGACCCAACGUCACAACUCAACUGCUUCCAUGAGCCGAACAUCAAGAACCUGCCUUUUGGGCGCUCCGUGUUUUUUGGAGUCCAGCCCAAGUUCACCAAUGUGGACAUCCGGAUCACCAUCGAUGUGACCUUUGGAGGAGUGGAUGUCUACAUCUCCACCUCCUACGAAACCUUUGUGGUGGAUGUUGAUCGGGCCACGGGCAUCCACGUGGUGCGAAUUGUCUCUCCGGGAGACGAAGUCGGGGGGCGCAGCGGCUUCAGUAAUGGAAGCCAGCCCUCCCCGCCGGUACGAGAGGCGCAGGCCCACGGCCUGAUCACCUACAUCACGGUGAGGGAGCAGCAGGCGGUGCUGAUCGUGCGAGGGGUCCGAGAUCGCGUGGUCAUCACGUACCCUCAUGAAAUCCAUGCCCUGAAAUCCAGCCGCUUUUACGUGGUCUUGCUGGGCAUCGGAGGCAGCAGCCCAAACGCCACCGAGUCCCAGGGCCUGCUCUUCUUCCGCCAAGACCAGGCCCACAUCGACCUCUUUGUCUUCUUCUCGGUCUUCUUCUCCUGUUUCUUCCUCUUCCUCUCCGUCUGUGUCCUGCUUUGGAAAGUCAAGCAGUUCCUGGACUUGAGACAUGAGCAGCGGCGCCACCUGCAGGAAAUGACCAAGAUGGCCAGCCGGCCCUUCGCCAAAGUGACUGUCUACUUUGAGCCGGACAGCCUGGGGGCGCCUGCCGAACUGGUCUUCCUCCCUGCCCGCCCCCACAAACUCCCAGCCCUGGCAGCUGCCCAGCCGCUGCCCAGCCGCUUGAAACCCUACCACGAGGUCCCCUACCCUGUGGCCCACUUCCGCCGCUCGGAGCCCUUCCUCUCGCAUCUCAUGGGGUACUCCUACUCCAGCUUUCGGGUGGGGCCGAUUACCCUGGAGCCUACGGACGAUGGCAUGGCCGGGGUGGCCACCGUCCUCUUCCAGCUGCCGGGCGGGCUGCAGGCCCCCAACCGGGCUUGCCUGGGCUCUGCACUCGUCACCCUGCGCCACAACCUCCAGGACUACUGUGGUGGCAGCCACGGCAUGAACAGCUCCCGCAAGGGCCUCUUUAGCCAUGAGAACCUCACCAGCAUGUCCCUGUGAGUUGGUGGGGAGCCCCGCUCUGCUUGGGGGGGAGGGGCUUCAGCAAUCCUCAUCUGCCUCGUGGAGGGGCAGCAAAGAUCAUGGAAUCGGCUGGCCAGUCUUCAGAACAGAUGUUUCUGCCAGGCAGAGCUCUGUUUCCAUCGGAGGGAAAAGCCUGAGAUGUGCCCUGGGGCUGGUGCCUGCCCUGCUCCCCUCCUCCUCGGAAGGGUCCUGGAGCCCCCCAGGAAUAAGCGGAUGGGGCAUGAAAAGCCUCCACGUGGCCCUCAGCCCAGCUCUUUUCUACGGCCGCAUUCACCCAACGUGCUCGACCGAGCGUGCAACACACUAAGCUUGGUUAGUGUUAAUUGAUAGAUCUUUUGUGUCAUGAUGUGUGUGAACCCAGCCCAUUUGUUUAGGUGACGUUUCCCUGUAUUGUGGAAACUCAGAAAAUGAAUCUGUUCAGUCAUUCAACUGAGUGUGUUGUGCGAGGGCAGCCUUAGAUCGAGCCCCAGGGCAAGCUUGUCAAAAGGUGGGUGCCGAGAUGAAGGAAGAAGGGCGUUUUGGCUUGAUUCCUCACAGUAUCGCUUUUCAAGCGCUAUGUAGAUUCUUGCCUUGAUUUUGGUACCUUACUUUCUACCUGGUUUUGCUGCAGCUUGGCUAGAACUAGCAGCCAUCCCAUCCCAUCCCAUCGAACAGGACAGACCCUGAAUGCCUUUAAGGUAGUUUGCUGAAAAUACUAGUCUUGGAUCAGAUUCUUCAGUUUGAGCAGGAGAAAACUUUGUUUGAAAGUAAUCAUGUUAGUCUGGGGUGGGGGAGCAGGAAUCUUCUCCCUAACAAGUCAGGGAAGUGCGUUCUGGGCAAGUCUUCGCCCCUGGCACGUGGUUUUUGUUCGAUGAAUGAGAUUUUGGGGCGAUAGGCAUCUCCCGCACAAAUUGGGGCUCAAGUGGUAGAGUCUCGAAGAAGCUGCCCCCUUGAUUCAUCUGAGAGAACCAGCCCUUUCGUUUUGCAUACCUCUUGAUCUUGAGCGGCUGCUUUGUCGCAACACAGGGCGAGCCAUCUGUGAUGGAAGUCUUUAAUGGAUGUGAGUGAAUGGAAAUCCGGGCGGAAGCGUUUAAUUCCAUGCAGCUGAACUGGUCAGAACGAGAGCUACUCUGCCUUUUUGUUUAAAGUUCCCACUGUCGCCUCUGUGCGUGUCCCGAUGUAUUGCCGAAAGCUGGGGAGGGGGGGGGGAGGAGGAGGAAGAAGAUUGGGGCGUGCUUCGGUUCUUAGCAAAGCCCUGCCUGAUGCAUCCGGCUGCAUUCCCUGUAUCAGCAUCGUCCUGUAUUUUAAGCCCUAUUCAGCUCAGCCAGAUGUUUGCUUCAGAUAUUUCUAGGAGGAUGUGAAAAUGUUGCCAUUCCUUCCAGGCGUGUAAGCUCCUCUUUCCUGGGGGCUUCAGGAAUGCCAAGAGAGGUUAACAUGGACUCUUCAUCUCUCGUGCCAUCUGGCAGAGGGCACAGGGGCAGCAACAGCAGGCGGCUACCCAGUCAUUGCACACGGUCCCCUUGGAAAGAAAGGGAAAAAAAGACUAGAUCAUCCAGUGCAACGUCUUCCGUCUAACUCAUGCUCUGUGGUUGCCUUCCCAAUUCCAAUACCUUCCCACAAUCUCUGAUUAAAAGUGAAAAAUAGCCUAUGUCC